GCCGCAUUAGGUCUCUCGGCGGCGGCAGUGUAGCGUCGUAACUACGUGUACACGUCAUCCGGACGAGGGCCGCCGUCACCGCCCAAGGGAAGCGCACCGCCCGUUCACCAGCCCGCAUCGCCGAUAGCGGGCCGUAGAUUAAGUCCGCGCGCGUGCGCAUGUUCGUCGUCCUUGAAGCGCGCAGGCCGACCGAACAGCUGAGGCGAUUCAGCCGCCCGCCCGCCCGUCCGCUACUCCGCUGGACAAGUUGUAUUUAUUAUUACGGCGCAGUUGUUGGUUUUUUUUUAUAUCGUUUUCCUUUUUCCCGUACCACUUUGGCUCGUCGCGCACCAGUCGAACAUUAUAUUAUUCAAUUUUUUUUAUCCUUUGCCUUGCGAUUUAUUUUUAUCGUUUCCGAGUUCGCCUUUGAAGCCGUGCGCGAGUGUCGCGUUUGUACAACCCUAUCCUAGUGAUCUUAAAAUAGCGAGUAGACGACAUUAUUCUGACACACAACCUUUGGGUCUGCUCAAACUCAAUUCGUCACGUCCGAGUUGUUUUUCAGAAAACAGUCGGGAAAAGCGGACCAUGUCCGACGGCGAAGGUUCGGCCCAGACGGCCGCAGUAGAGACGGGCGGCCAGUCGGAAAACAUGACGGUGGCCAUGGAUGGCCAGCAGCAACAACAGCAGCAGAACGUGUCCAUCACCAAAGACGACGGCGAACCGAACCCAAAAAAGGCCAAGCUAUCAGGCGGCGGCGGAGGCGAAGUUUUCGGCCGGGGCGGCGGUGGCGCGGACAAGCAGCACUCCGCUUCGGACAAGCUGGAGCACAGGCUGGGAGGCAUACUGUGCUGCGCCGUGUGCUUGGACUUGCCCAGGUCGUCCAUCUAUCAGUGUACAAAUGGACAUUUAAUGUGCGCUGGAUGCUUUGCUCAUUUGUUGGCUGAUGCACGUUUACGAGAUGAAAUGGCCACAUGUCCCAAUUGUCGUGUGGACAUUGCGAAAAACACAGCCACACGUAACUUGGCUGUUGAGAAAGCAGUCAGUGAACUACCAUCAGAGUGUCAGUUUUGCGCCAAAGAAUUCCCACGUAACACAUUACAACAUCACGAACAACAGCUUUGUGCAGAACGACCAGUAAAAUGUGGAUACAGUAAGAUAGGCUGCCCUUGGCGUGGACCCAGUCAUGAAGCAUCUGAACAUGAAAAAGUGUGCCCUCACCCAUCAACUACGGGAAAAGAUGUCAUGUCUGCACUUGAUGCUAUGGACCAAAAGUUUCAGGAAGAGAAACUUCUAUAUGACACCAUAUUUGACUUGAUGAGUUUUGAAAAGAUAACAUUUAAUGAUUUGCAAUUAAAACCAUACCGAACAGAAGAGUUUGUACACAAGUUGUACUAUGAGACUGCCAGAUUUUCAGCGUUCAAUUUUCAGUGGGUUGUCAAAACCCGCAUCAAUAACAUGCAAAGAGACCCAGCGUUAAGUGUUGAUCGUCACAUGUCAUACCAGCUGAUUCUGAAAACCAAAAUCCCCACACCUAUGUCUGUCCAUUAUCUAGUAGUUAAAGGACCAUUUGGUGAUAUGAAGGUGAAUCCGAAAAUAUAUAAGUUUGAAUUCAACGAGAAUGAAACAGAAACACAAUUUGUAACAUUGCCAUUACCAGACUCAGCCGAAUGUAAUCGGCUGUUAGCUGCCAAAACUAUCAACUUGAGGUUGAUCAUGUUUUUGGUGUCGAAAUAAUCACAAAUUCAAUACAUAUAAAUAUAAAUAAAGUAAUAUUUAAUCAUCAAAAAGCUGUUUCCACUUAUAUUAUUGAAAUGAUUAUUUUUUUUUUUUUCAUUAUUAUUUACCUAGGCGUAUAUAGAUAUAAUAGUUUUUUUUAAUUAACAAAGCGUAUUAAGCUAAUUUUUAAAAGUUUUAUAGUUUAUUUUUAUCUUAUUAUUUUAUUUUAUGUUAUUGUUGACGUCAUUCCCCCAUGGUUUCACCUUGCCCUACUGCACGUUUAUCUUUCCUUAUUGUAUUGUAUUUUAAUAUUUUAUUGGACAUAAAUAAAGUGACACAUCAAAGUUAUUA
Metopolophium dirhodum (rose-grain aphid) is the source of this 2046-nucleotide messenger RNA. Its product is annotated as zinc finger TRAF-type-containing protein 1 homolog. Bases 565 to 1713 code for a protein of 382 amino acids. The transcript has 6 exons. NCBI's taxonomy places the organism in Eukaryota, Metazoa, Arthropoda, Insecta, Hemiptera, Aphididae. The record is from RefSeq and is a predicted model, not a curated record. Gene Ontology annotation, cellular component: nucleus. Gene Ontology annotation, molecular function: zinc ion binding.